Messenger RNA from Fulvia fulva, 228 nucleotides. RefSeq lists its product as uncharacterized. The transcript has a single exon. NCBI's taxonomy places the organism in Eukaryota, Fungi, Ascomycota, Dothideomycetes, Mycosphaerellales, Mycosphaerellaceae. The record is from RefSeq and is a predicted model, not a curated record. The coding region runs from base 1 to 228 and encodes 75 amino acids.
AUGACAGUCGAAAUCGUCCUCGAUUGUGACCAGCAGAUCAGACGGAAGAACUCUGCUCCAGAACCAUUUCGAUCUUCUGGAUACAUGGAGUUUCCUCCAGCUCCGAAGGAUGAUCUGACCCGGGCAGACCAGCGAGACUUCCACGACGCUGGCGGACAUUACAAAGCGUACUCCGACACGGUAUACAGCACGAUCGUCAUCAGAUGCUACAGCCAGCCACCGCUAUAG